UGUCAACACUUGAGUGAUUCGGCUCAAUAAGUUGGUUUUGCAAGAUGCUUCGGCUGCUUUCAUUUGUAGCCUGAGAACGCAGUGAUGCCAAAGGCAGAUUUAUGUACGUAGGUUGGCAGAAAAAAGGCCUACAACUCUCAGCAUGGCUGGCUAGGGCUUGCUAGAAAGCGUAGAUUUCUCCUGUCUAAACAUGCGGCUUUGUGUUCUAGUAACGCCGAGACGUAUUUCUGAAUAAGCUUGCCUAAUCUAUAUAGCAAUGUCCCAGUAGUUGCUUACCUGUAAUAGAUGAGGUGCAUAGGAUGUUCUUGACCUGCCUUUAGAUGCACGUAGGCUUGCUGAAAUCAAAAAGCUGGGUAAGGUGCAGCUGCUUCUGCAGAGGGGUGUGUGGGAAGGUUACAGUCCUGAGCAUGCUUACCUGAGGAUGAAUUCCACUGAAUAAAAUAGGAGUAAACACUUAUUUUUGAGCCAACAUACAGGGGAUUGGGCUGCCUUUGGUUUUCCAGCGGUGUAACAGUGCUGAUUUUCACCUUGUGCAGCCAUCAGUGCAGCUGCAUUUAGGUAUAGCAGAAUUUUAGAAAGUCUUGUGCUGCAUGAUGCUCUUGGCAAUGGUUUAAGAGAAACAGAGAUGGGACAGUGGUUCGCAUCAUCUUCAAAAUGUCAGGUCCAUACUUUACAUUUUGUGCAAAGCUGAGCUGAAAACUCAAAAUAGAGACCCACAGGAAGGUCACUGUGCACUCGUGACAUGUCCCUGAUCAUCCUCUUAGCUCACAACUUUCGAAAUCUGAAAGACACUGUUCUUUUGGCAGCUUCAUCUCAAAGGCAAUUUCUUCAUGUAUCGGAGAGAGCCCAACGUGACUCUGUGGCCAUAAACAUGUAAUUUUAAGGUCUUCCUGUAGCUUGCUAGGAUCAGUUUUCUAUUUCCUGUGGUUAAAUUUAAUCAUGGAUCUUCCUGGUAUUAUACUGGUCUGCAAAUUUUGGGAAAUUAUCGACUUUUGAGAUAAAAUGUGCUAAUUCUUACAUAUACGGAUUAGAAAACAGAUUCCUUCGCACUGCUUUUAUUAUGCUGCGCUAAAUGUGUAGUGGUUCCAGUAUUGUGACAUAGCCUGGUGGGAGUGGUUUUGGCCUGCAGAGUUAGGUGAGCAAUGUUUCUUCCUGCCCUCACAUUUUGCUUUUGUCCGGAGGAGGAAUGGUUUUGUUUUCUGACAUGGUCGAGUGUGGAGAAGCAAAGAAACAAAAAGCAAAACAAGCAUGACUGCUGUCAGCUGCAGGGAGUUGCCAGGAGUUGUCCUCUGUCUAAGCAUUUGUAGACUUCUCAUUUUUCCCUCUCUUUUUGAGGAUCUGGGCCAUCUCAGUAUGGAGGGAGCUAACAAGCCCUGCAGUGUUUGCUGGCCAUGCCUUCUUUGCAGUCCCACAACCAGGAGAACAAGUAGCUGUCUUUUCAGAAGUGGAGGGUAGUCAGCAGUCUUCCUCUACAGUUUUCCAUCUCCCUGUAAUAAAUAUCCCCUCCCUUCCGUCCUUCCUUCCUUCCUGGGGGAAUGUAUCAAGGAAUUAAAUCAGUACUGUCUUCGCCCUUCCCCAAGGCUCCUUCCAUCUUCCCAAAGGCUCCUUGAAAGUUUGGAAGGAGUUUAAGACUUCCAUGUUAUACCUCCUUUUCAUUCAUCUCCUUGCCCUAAACCUUUCUAGGUAACAAUACAGUAGAGCCAUCCUGGAUCACAGCAACCAUCUGUCUAGCCAAGGAUUCUGUUCAAACGGGUCAGCCAGCUGCUCAAAGGAUUCUACAAGCAUGACUGGAGUGCAUGUUCCCAGUAACUGGUGUAUGUAGGCAUACUGCUCCUGAUCCUAGAAACAGCCUGCUGCCAUCAAGGCUAGUAGCCAUUGGUAGCCUUCUCCUCUAUGAAUUCGUGCCGCCUGCUUUUGAAGCCAUGUAAAUUGGUGGCCAUCACUAGUGAUUUCUAUCAUUUAACUCCAAAGUAUUCCCUUUACCUGCCCUUAAUCAUCUUCAUGAAGUUAUCCCAGGUUCUAAUAAUAUCAGAAAUAAGAAUGUCUCUUUAUUCACUGUCUCUACACCAUGCAUAAUUUUUGUACAGUUCUGUCAUGUUUCCCUCUACUCACCUUUUUUAAACAGUUAAACUUUACUCAAAAGUAAACCACUUUGACUUCAUUGGACUUAAUUCUGGAUAAGUCUGGUUGGAGUGCCUCAAACAAGUAAGGACAUUACAAUAGGGGCAAUAGUGGAGAUGCGUGCUCUAGUUUUUGUGUUGAUUUGUAGAAGGGGUUUGAAAAUGCUUUUUGGUGGAAGGGGAAGUUGAAAAAGGGGAGGGGAGAAACUCUUAGAUUAAUAGCCAUUUCCAAGAAUCUGCAGAGGAGGUCAAGGCACAAAAGCAGAAUAGUUCUGAAGUGCUAGCUGAUAUGUCAAAGAAAAAAGCUCCAGCAGCAGUAGAACAUAUAUUUAUGUCUCCCCAGACCAGGGGACAUAGGGAGAGAAGAUGUUUUAAAACUGAACAGAGGUAAUCCAUACAGACUACGAUCCCAGUGUUUGAUCCUAAAAGCCAAGAAAUGAAGCAAUUACCACCAGAUACUGUUCGACUUCUUUCAAGUUCACAGGUGAUCACAUCAGUUGUCAGUGUGGUUAAAGAACUGAUAGAGAAUUCUUUGGAUGCCAAUGCGACCAGUGUUGAUGUUAAGUUGGAAGGCUACGGUUUUGAUAAGAUUGAGGUGCGAGACAACGGUGAUGGAAUCAAGGCAGCUGAUGUUCCUGUCAUGGCAAUGAAACACUACACGUCAAAAAUAAGCUCUUCUGAAGACCUUGAAAAUUUGACAAUGUAUGGUUUUCGUGGUGAAGCUUUGGGAUCAAUCUGUAGUACAUCGGAGGUUCUGAUUACAACAAAGACAGCGGCUGAUGAUUUUAGCACCCAGUACAGUUUGGAUAAAAGUGGUCAUGUAAUUUCUCAAAAGCCAUCUCAUCUUGGACAAGGUACAACUGUAACGGUACUGAAGCUGUUCAAGAAUCUGCCUGUAAGAAAACAGUUUUAUUCAACGGAUAAAAAAUGUAAGGAAGAAAUUAAAAAAAUCCAGAAACUUCUGAUGGCAUAUGGUAUUAUAAAACCAGAACUGAGGAUAAUAUUUAUACAUAACAAGACAGUAAUAUGGCAAAAGACCAGGGUAUCAGAUCACAAAAUGGCUUUCAUGGCAGUUGUGGGAACUGCUGUUAUGGGCAGCAUGGUGCCAUUUCAACGCUGUGGUCAAGAUCCUGAGGUACUUAUCAGUGGCUUCCUUCCAAAGCCUGAUUCAGAUGGUUGUUUGACAAGUCAUUCAAAUUCAGAGAGAAGCUUCAUCUUUGUUAACUAUCGACCAGUAUAUCAAAAGGAAAUUCUGAAGCUGGCUCAACGGUACUAUAAUCACAAGUUGCACAGGGAUGCUAAUCGUUUGUAUCCUGUUUUGUUCAUCAAUAUUACUGUUCCUCCAUUUGCUUUGGAUGUUAACGUGACACCAGAUAAAUCUCAAGUAUUGCUGCAUAAUAAGGAGUCUAUAUGUCUUGCUAUUGAAGACAUCUUGACAUCAGUGUAUGGACCUCUAACUGAGGCUACAUCUUGUGAAACUGACAUUACAGAUGCUAUCUUGGAAGACAUCUUUGCUAAUGGAAUGGAACAAAUGAUUAGUCCUAUUAAUGAAAUGGAAUCCUGUAGUGACAUAAAUCCUCACACAUGUAUGCCAUUGGCUUCACUCAAUAAAGAUGUUCAAAAUGGUGAAACAGAAAAAAAUGCAGACAUCAGUUUGAAGAACCAAACACUGUGUCAUAAUUCCUCUGGUGAUCUUCCUGGCGAAAUAGAAAUCUCUAGCAAUGAGAUGGUUGGGUAUGAUAGAUUUCAAGAUGGCACACUAAAUAAUUUUCUAUCUCAGGACGAACAGAGUAUGUCUAAGGAAGUAUUUAACCUUGACAGCAGAACCUUCAUAAACCCUUAUUCUAAAAAUAGCAUCAAGGGAGAUUUGAGAAAUGACAGUUUUCAAGAAGCAGAAAAAAGAGAAGGAGCCAUAAUCCCAAAAGAUUCUUCAGAAGUCACUGCUGAUAAAUGGAGUAUGGGAAAUGCGUUUAAAAAUUCCAGAGAAGAGAACCUGGAGCCUAUUCAGAUAUUGAUUCCUGGAAUGAAAGAAGCAAGACCCCAAAAGAAAAAUGAUGUAGAUAACCAACAGAAACUUCAAGAGGAAAAUAAUCAAAGUAUUAAAGCAUCAAAUGUAGUAAACAAUAAAGUGGGACAAAUUACGGCCUAUGAUUUAAUUAGAAAUCAGACAAUAAGGAAACCUAUGUCAGCAUUUGCCCUUUUUACUCAAGACCAUCGUCUUGGAUUGUUGACUGAAAAUAUCAAAAUAAGUACAGAAGAACUAAUGCUAAAACUAGAAGAAAUGUGGAAAAUGCUGAGUGAAGAGGCAAAAAAGAAGUAUGAAGAGAAAGCUGAGAGAGAUCUGGAGCGGUACAACAGGCAAAGCGAAGACGCUAUGAUUCAGAGUUUGCAGAAAUCAACCAAAGGAAAAGAAAGAAGACACAAGGUCAGACUGAAAGAUUCUCUAUCUCAACAGGAAAAACUUGAUAAACUUUUUCAUUCUCAAGCAGAAAAGAAACACAAUAAUCGCCAAGCAAUAAAAAUUGUACAUGUCCCCUUCUCAAUGGAUACAUUGAAACAUAAACUUGAUUUCCUUGAACAAAAAGAGUCAGACAAAGAUGAACGUUGCCUGCUUCAACUUCUGAAUUUUCCUGAAGCAUGGAUAAUUGCUUCUGAGAAAGAGGUUACGGUGUUGAAUCCAUAUCGGGUAGAAGAAGCCCUGCUAUUUAAAAGACUUCUUGAAAAUCAUAAACUGCCAACAGAGCAACUGGACAAACCAAUUGCACUAACUGACAGUCUUUUUAGUGGCUGUCAUUACAUGGAAGUUCUUUGCAAUAUGACCAAAGACAGUGUAAGAUUUGAUGGAUCGUGCUAUUUGUUGGAUUCGAGACUUGUAGCAAAUGGAUUUAAGAUAAAGAUGAUUCCAGGUGCUUCAGCUACAGAACAUCAAUUGGAAAUAGAAGGGAUGACCAAAUGUGUACCGUACUAUGGUGUAUCUGAUUUGAAAGAAAUAUUGAAUGCUGUGAUAAAUAAUAAUGCAAAGGAAGUCUAUGAGUGUAGACCUCUUAAAGUGGUGAACUACUUGGAGGGAGAAGCAGUGCGACUUUCCCGGCAGCUACCUUUGUAUUUAUCAAAGGAAGAUGUGCAGGACACCAUAUGCAGAAUGGAGAAGCAACUGGGAAAUCAACAUAAAGGCUGUGUUCAUGGUCGUCCAUUUAUUCAUUAUUUAACUGAUAUUCCACAGAAGAACUAGAAAGGAAAUAUUUUGUUCAAAAUCAUAUUUCAUACUUUUAUACAUGUUAUUAUGUAUCUGAUAUUUUAUAAAAUAUACAGACUGAAAUGGUAUUAUUUUUUGCUUAUGAAAAUAUAAUGCUGAAAAUUAUCCAUGUUCAUUUUCAAGUGGAAGAAUACUUAAAAUCACAGUAGUUGGAAACUGAUCCUAACAUACAGGAAUUUUAUAACCCUCUUUACAAGUCUUUAGUCCAUAAAGCAAAGCAUGCAGUGCAUUUAUUAUCACCAGAAAAACAUAAGAUGGGAGUAUGAUAUUUAGUAAUUAAAACAGAAAAGAAUUAGGAGCAAAAACUUUCAGUUCUAAACAAAGACUCUACCCAAUCAAGUUUAUUUCUAUAUGAUGUUACUUUCUGCAAAAAGAAUGCAGAAAUGCAUCUAAGUAGAAUUGUACAUUAAGAUACGCUUUUGAUAUAACGUGUAUUCUAAGUGUUCUUGAUAGAAUUGUCUUGUUGGGUUGGAAACAUAGCUAAGAUGCAGAAGUUGCACAUUAAAAUAUGAAAUCUGAUGUGUCUUUCCACUGGUGAUGUCUUGUAAACCUGAUAUAUAAAUGGUUGUAUUGGCAUUUCAGAGUUCACUGGAUCCUUGUCUAAUAUUUUCAAAUGAUAAUAAAUUAACAAUAAACAGCUGUUUAAAGCACCCAUUAAAUACA
Molecule: messenger RNA, 6039 nt
Organism: Varanus komodoensis (Komodo dragon)
Lineage: Eukaryota; Metazoa; Chordata; Lepidosauria; Squamata; Varanidae
Gene: PMS1
Product: PMS1 homolog 1, mismatch repair system component
Exons: 15
Coding region: 2557-5352 (931 amino acids)
Biological process (GO): mismatch repair
Cellular component (GO): MutLalpha complex
Molecular function (GO): ATP binding; mismatched DNA binding; ATP hydrolysis activity
Source: RefSeq, a predicted model, not a curated record